AUGGCGUCUGAGUUCCAGGGAGAGGCUGCAGAGGGUCAAGGCUACCCGAAGUCCUCCUUUGCCUCCUCCGUCACAUUUCUGGGGUCGAAGUUCUUUUCUGUUCUCGCCCCGCGUCUGCUGCGUUCUCAGCCUGCCCUCUUGCUUCCACAGGGUCCCAAAGGCAACAGAGGCGACUCGGUCGAUCAAUGCGCCCUGGUUCAAAGUAUCAAAGACAAGUGUCCUUGUUGUUACGGGCCCCUGGAGUGCCCCGUCUUCCCGACGGAGUUAGCCUUUGCUUUAGACACCUCGGACGGGGUGACCCAGGACGUGUUCAGCCGGAUGAGAGAUGUGGUCCUCAAGAUCGUGGGGGACCUGACCAUCGCUGAGAGCAACUGCCCGCGGGGCGCCCGAGUGGCCGUGGUCACCUAUAACAAUGAGGUGACCACGGAGAUCCGCUUUGCGGACUCCAGGAAGAAGCCUGCCCUCUUAGACAGGAUUAAGAACCUCCCGUACUCGCUGACGUCCAAGCAGCAGAGUCUGGAAACUGCCAUGUCAUUCGUGGCCAGGAACACAUUUAAGCGAGUGAGGAAUGGGUUCCUGAUGAGGAAAGUGGCCAUUUUCUUCAGCAACAGACCCACGAGGUCUCUGCCGCAGCUCCGAGAGGCCGUGCUCAAGCUCUCAGACGCGGGGAUCACGCCCUUGUUCCUGACGAGCCAGGAGGACCGUCAGCUCAUCAAUGCCUUGCAGGUCUGGGUUCUGCGUCGCAUUGGGCCUGCCUCUUCUUGGGUCCAAGAAGGUUCUCAGCACACCCAUGCCCUGGGCCGCCUUGUGCCCCUUAGCUCCAGAUAGCCCGAAUGAACCUGA
Messenger RNA from Tupaia belangeri chinensis (Chinese tree shrew), 843 nucleotides. Its product is annotated as collagen alpha-3(VI) chain-like. Bases 1 to 828 code for a protein of 275 amino acids. The record is from RefSeq and is a predicted model, not a curated record. Lineage: Eukaryota; Metazoa; Chordata; Mammalia; Scandentia; Tupaiidae. The transcript has 4 exons.